UUCGAAGAUGGUUGUCGUUUGCAAGGGAGGAGGUUGUGUGUGACGCGAUCGCCAGAUGCGGAUGGAUGCUGUUGUGCAGCUCUGACGGUGAACGCCAAAACACCGGUGCCUAACAGCCUUGUAUGGCACAACCUGUGGUAGUGCAGUGUUUGUUACCUGUGGUGGCCUACGAGACUUGUUCAUCGAAGUGAAGAAACAUGGCUUCUGAGAGCAUCAAUCAACAAGUGCGUUGCUGAGAUUGUGCGCGUAUACGUUUCUUGGUGCACGUUUAUGUAUGGUGAAUGUGACGUUCCUGCGAUCAACCGAGUUCCGUGAGUCGAUUCGGAACGGCGGAAAGUGAAUAUUCGAGUUCGGAAAAUAUCGUCUUCGCGCGCGACGAGCUAUGGAUGACUAGCAGAGCUUCUAUCACGGACAAGUGAGGAUUCACUGAAUGAGGUACCAAACGUCUUGUAGUCGUCUUGCAGUCCUACUGAGGUAUUAGACGUCUCGUAGGCGCUUUGAGACGCCCUCGAACGUUCAGGCGCGCAAGGUACGUGUUGAUUCGAUAUACUCUCGUCUUGAAAACAAAUUUCCACGUUGCAUGCGCGCGGUGACUGACGAAUGGCUCGUUACCUGCUAAAAUAUGGACGAGCGAAGACUUGUAGUGUGAAGUAGCAGACGUGCUGCAGUCAUUUUCAUCGAUAUACGAGUCGCUCUCGAGUGCUUGUAGGAAUCCAUCAUAUGCUUACACCGGUUUGAUGUCCUUAGGUUGAAGGAUAUCCUGAGGAUGUCUUAAGGAUAUCCGUAGGUUGAAGACAUAUUUUCGAGCGUAUAGUGCACCCUUGGCGUACAGCUGGUCUGUUUCCUACGAAAAGAUCGUUUCAGAAACCGUUGUUUGAGAUUGCCGCUUUAAUACAUGAUAGUGCCCGCCACAAGGAAAGAAAGGCUGGCUCUAUGUUUAGCGGUGAAUCGGUCACGACGCAAUUAAAACCUACAUCGCGCCGAAGGUGUUGCGAAGACACGGGGGCUCUUUUCCAAGGUCGAGAGAAGCGGGAAAGUCGUCUUCAUUCUCCCAUUAAUUAACGCGUCGACUUUAAUAGUGCUGUACCGGACAUGACGUUAUUAACAGCUACACGGUAGUUACGUCAUCAAGCUACGAAACUCCAGGAAAUCAGGUGCCCUUCCUAACACUGUAAUGAAACAUACUAGCCAUAGUUAUUUCCAGGUUUGGUAGUGUUUUAUCCAUCUAUAAGUGUCAUAUAAAAGGGCGUUUAAUAUGCCUUGUGCGCUGAUUGGGCCUUAAUAGAAGCAAUCCGUUCAUAAUUAACGACACGAAUUUUCUUCUUUCUCGCUGCAGGCUGUGUUUAUACCGUCCUGUUCAUGCUAGUCACAACUAUAUGUAACCUUCCAGCCCUGGAGUAAUGGAUGGAUGUUAUGGAUGGGUAACGGUAAUGGAUGGGUAGAUGAAAAACUUCAUUGUGGUCCUUUAGAUAAAUAUUCCUAGCAUGCACAGGGAUACAUGUGGUUGAUAUCCCGACCCACCUACGAGCUGUUCAUCAACUGCACAGACUAGAAUGCGCUGCACCUUGGCUACGAAAUGAGCUCACCUCGGUACAACGAAUUCCGUGGUUAGAGAACAGUGUUUCUGAAGCAACGUAAUGGUCUCUUCUUCUUUUUUUUUUUCGGUCAUCAAAGAAGGCCCGUAAAAUGACUAUGCGUCCAAUCGCUGCUGUUUAUGAGUGAAGCAUACAAUGAGGCGUAGACAACGAGACUUAUCAUGUGGUUGACAUACUAUACACCUCCUCAAAAACAACCGCUGCGGCGCUGAUGGCCAGUCGAUGUUCCGUGAACCCUUCGCCGUCGCUUUCGUUGUUUUACGGUAUAGUCGAACGUUCGUUGAUCGCAUAUAAGACGGUACUAUACAGUCGGCACGAAUCCUCGCCCGUCGUAGCCGAAAAGUAAACUUGAGGCCUCCUGCUUCAAUCGCUAUAGCUAAUGUCACCGACUGACCGAUUUCUGUAGAGAAGAUGUUGAUUUAGCUUUCAACCACCUCCCGCCCUUUUUUUUUUGUUGUUGAAAGCCACAAGUAAAUCCAUAGGGAUUUCUCAGAAAGAAAACUUUUUAGUAGCCGAAAAAUUCGUCCUGGUCCCUUAUAACCGAUAAUUCGUUAUAUCAGGGUCAGCCUGUAUAGCUAACGACGCAUUCCCAGUCAUCAUGCCUCGCUCCGCGUUCGGAAAGUGGAAGCCCAGCGCGUUGCUAGCGACCGCCGCCAUCUUGGGUCUCUACUACGUCCUGCUGAAGUCGUCGCCAGGGUCGCCGUUGCGACAGUCGCGUCUUCAAUUCAAACCGAGACGCCGCAGCGUGCAGUCAUGCGUUCACGACCCGAUUCCGUGUCCUCGUAUGCGCUACGUCGACAGACCUGAGGACGACGCGUCGAUGCUCAUCGACCUGGCCAACUUCACCUAUUUACUGGACUCGCCGCCGUGCGGCGCUGCGGGCAGAGACGAUGACGUCACAUUGUUGGUGGUCGUGCACUCGGCGGCGGCUCACUUCGCCGAGCGUGACGUCAUCCGAACCACGUGGGGCGCCGCAAGGCUGAGCAACCUGACGCUCAGGGUGGUCUUCAUGCUGGCAAGGAGGCCCGAUGAUCCGGAGCUCGAAGACAAGAUGGAGCGGGAGAACCGCAGGUUCGGCGACACGGUGCAGGGCAACUUCGUGGACUCGUACCGGAACCUGACGUACAAGCACGUGAUGGCGCUGCGGUGGGCCUCGACGCGGUGCGCUUCGGUCGCCAGGGUGCUCAAGAUGGACGACGACAUCUUCGUGCAUAUCUUCCAGCUGGCCGCCAUAUUGGACAAGGCCUCGGCGACGCCGUUGAAGCGCAAGGUCGUCCUCUGCUACGUCCAGAAACAGAUGCCCAUCUCUAGAAGCGAGGGCAGCAAAUGGAAAGUCACGGAGAGCGAGUACCCGGGUUCCUUCUUCGAAGACUACUGUUCCGGCUGGGCCUACCUAGCUGACAUGGACGCCGUCCGAGCCAUGGUGACCGAGGCGCAGUACCGGCCCUACUUCUGGGUAGACGACGUCCACGUCACCGGCACCCUGGCCCGCAUGGGCGGCGUCUCUUUGUCCAGGAUCAACCACAAGUACACGACCGAGGCGGACUCCCUGGCGCUGUGGGCCAAGCCCGGAGACCCCAGGGACUCCGGCGGGUUCCUGGACUGGGGCUACGCCUUCGGACCGACGUGGGGCGACGUCACACUCGUCGCGAGGGCGCACCGCAAGGCCCUCUGGUGCCGGAGGCGCGCCUGCAAGUGCUGCUUCAAGGCUGUUAACGCGAACGCCGGCAGCGCCCCCAAUGGCAGUGCAGCCAAGAACGGUGUGAUCGGCAAGGCCGUCGUGCAUUCCUUGUCAGUGUUCUAGUCAUUCCUGUUUACUUUUGUUAAAACAACGUGCGUGUUGUGUUUUGUUAUUGCGACACAGACUUUAUGUGUAUAUGUGUAUUAGAUGUGCACCGUUAGGCCGGUGUUGUGUAUGAAGUGAAGCAGCGUCCUGUGAGAUCUGUUACCAUGUAUCCAGUGGUCAUAACUGGUCGUGUCACUGUAGCGCGACUGGUAUGGCGUCGAACAUGAUGUUAUUCGGACUAUGUUCGUUAACACAGUUGUUCUUGUGAUGGAAGAGUGCUGGUCUUGAAACUUACCGUCUUCAGCGUCAUGCAUCAAGCGCUUCAGACAUGCUUUACUGGUUGGAUGAAGGAUGUGAAAGUGAAUAGCCCAGGCGACCUCCUUUGAUCAACCAUGAGAAUGUCUGCAGCGUCACAUGUUUGAACAUCUUUUGUGAUCAUUGUUUGUUGUUCAGGGCUGCGGUGCAAAACUGUUGAAGUAGCUUUCGCACAAACUUUCAUAACCUCUUUUGUGCCUUCGUAAGAACCCACCGUUAUAAUACCGCCACAUCGUUUGGGUUGUGGUGCGCGUUCCGUUAUUUGGUCACCGAGAACGGACACCAUGACAGAACUCUUUGUUGUUGUUGUUUUAUGUUUUUCUUUCCUUGGGGUGUAACGCUGGCGUACACGACGAGUGAGACAGACUAUGCGCAGGUUCGGGACAGCACGGCUCGUACAUCUCCGACACUAAACUAUCGCUACCUGCUGGACAGGACUUUAACCGCGGCAUGUGUUCUUUGCAGCACCCGCGGGAAGACUCAUCGAGUCCUGAGACUUUCUUAAGCGAGGUCAUCCCUCAACAUGGCAACGUGACUUGCAUCCUGUAUUUUCUAGUAAGCACGGUCACCGUCUGCACACCAGUGAUAAAGAUGAACGUUUUGUUGACUGUGCGGGCUUUAUUUUGUGAACUGUGUUUUGCGCCAAAAGCUUUCGCUCCUCUUUGCGAAAACUUACCAGCCAGUGUUCGACUUGGUCGCGCGACCGAUGAUAGUCGCAGGUGUGAAUGAUCGAGCCUUGGAGGUACCGACAACUGGCCAGAACUUGUGAUUAGAGCCUGGUGGAAACUAAAAGACCGUGAAUUAUUGGGACAGAUUCAAGCAUUCUUUUCGCGAUUUGAGUAGGAUUAUA
Molecule: messenger RNA, 4546 nt
Organism: Rhipicephalus sanguineus (brown dog tick)
Lineage: Eukaryota; Metazoa; Arthropoda; Arachnida; Ixodida; Ixodidae
Product: acetylgalactosaminyl-O-glycosyl-glycoprotein beta-1,3-N-acetylglucosaminyltransferase
Exons: 3
Coding region: 2194-3399 (401 amino acids)
Cellular component (GO): membrane
Molecular function (GO): hexosyltransferase activity
Source: RefSeq, a predicted model, not a curated record